This is a messenger RNA of Lepus europaeus (European hare), 1511 nucleotides long. It is a transcript of the gene CLTRN, whose product is annotated as collectrin, amino acid transport regulator. The transcript has 7 exons. The record is from RefSeq and is a predicted model, not a curated record. Bases 1 to 747 code for a protein of 248 amino acids. Lineage: Eukaryota; Metazoa; Chordata; Mammalia; Lagomorpha; Leporidae.
AUGCCGGAAAAAUGUCGCAAAUCCGGGCCAAGCCUCCGUCCUUCCGGCGUCCGUCACCGAGAGGCCGGAAGUCCCGCCCUGACAACGCUGCUGGCGCCCGAGCUCCUUUCUGUCCUCUCGGUCACGCGCCCGCGCGAUGCAGAAAAUGCUUUCAAAGUGAGACUUAGUAUCAGAACAGCUCUGGGAGACAAAGCAUAUGCUUGGGAUACAAAUGAAGAAUAUCUCUUCCGAGCAAUGGUGGCUUUCUCCAUGAGAAAAGUUCCUAACAGAGAAACAACAGAAAUUUCCCAUGUCCUACUUUGCAAUGUAACCCGGAGAGUGUCAUUCUGGUUUGUGGUUACAGACCCUUCAAAAAAUCACACUAUUCCUGCUGUUGAAGUACAGUCGGCCAUAAGAAUGAAUAGAGACCGGAUCAACAAUGCCUUCUUCUUGAAUGACCAGACUCUGGAAUUUUUAAAAAUUCCUUCUACUCUUGCACCACCCACGGACCCACCUGUGCCCGUCUGGAUUAUCAUAUUUGGUGUGAUAUUUUGUAUUGUUGUUGUUGCAAUCGCACUGCUGAUUUUGUCAGGGAUCCGGCAACGUAGAAGGAAGAACGAAGGACCAUCUGAAGUUGGUGAUGCCGAAGAUAAGUGUGAAAACACAAUCACAAUUGAAAAUGGUAUCCGCUGCGAUCCGCUGGACAUGAAGGGAGGGUGCGUUAAUGAUGCCUUCAUGACAGAGGAGGAGCGGCUCACCCCUCUCUGAAGGCUGCUGUUCUGCUUCCCCAAGAAAAUCAACACUGGUUUCUUUGCAACUGCUGAGCAUCCCAAAUACCAAAGGCAGAUGAUGUAUUUUGUUUCAUCAUUCUUCUUUUGUAAGAAAUUUUAAACAUGCUUCACAGUGAAAGGAAUUGGUUAUAAGCAUGAAGACCAUGAAAUCAUAGGCUGUUAUCUAUUAAUAAUAAUCUAAAAUAUUUUUCAAGUCAUGAGGUAUUUGUAGUUACUGAUUUAAAUAUUUCCGGAAAUAAGCCAGAUACGUGUGUUGUGUGUAUUCACAUUUUGAAGACCUAAAAAAUAGUUUUUUCAGUGACAAAUAUCUAUAAUAUUAUAUAGAAACAAUUGAAAAUCCUUUUUGAAUAUUCAUUACACUACUCUGUAUAACACUAAGUAAUUAAGUAAAUUGAAUAGAUAAAAAGGAGUGUUGAUAUGCAGGUUAGAAUUUUCUUCUGCUAUUGUACCAACAGUUGCCUAUACGAUUUCUGAAUAUCAGUCUCCAAUAGAGAAGUUUAUUUGUUGGUUUUGAGAAGCUCAAUAUAUGCUAAUUUAACAGUGCUAAUCCUCUCAUUUUUAGCAUGUGACAGAUUGUGGUCUGAGAUUUAUUUUCAUACUGUAGAACCUAGUGAGACUAAUUUUUAUUAGUUAUGUUUAAUGUGCUCUACAGCACUAGAAAUGAAUUAUUUUUGUUGUAUGUGUCUGUGUUCGAAGACAUCUUACAGUUUUGAUAUUGAUUUUGUUUGCAGAUAAGCUAUG